This is a messenger RNA of Naegleria gruberi, 1218 nucleotides long. RefSeq lists its product as uncharacterized. The record is from RefSeq and is a predicted model, not a curated record. Gene Ontology annotation, molecular function: protein binding. The transcript has a single exon. Lineage: Eukaryota; Heterolobosea; Eutetramitea; Acrasida; Naegleriidae. Bases 1 to 1218 code for a protein of 405 amino acids.
AUGGCACCAAAGAGAAAAGCCACCCAUGAAGCACCAUCCAAUAAAUCAUCAUCAGCAAAUUUACAAGAGGAGCAAGAGAAUAAAAUUGAACAACUAGAUGCCCACAUGAUAGAGUGCUAUGAAAAUUAUCAAAAGAAUGAGAAAGUUCAAAGUUAUGAUGACUUUUGUGAUUUGGUGAUGGUAUGGGCGGAAAGAAAGAAGAGAAAAUAUGAAAUGGCGCGUUUACCUUCUUUAAUCAAAUCGUUACCACCAGAAAUUGUUGCCUAUUCGAUUGUUCCAUUUAUGGAUUUGGAAAGUGUAUUGAAUGGAUCAGUGUUUUUGGUUUGUCGUCCUUGGUAUAAAGGUAUGAUUGAUGAGGAAAGAAUGUGGCAAGAAUUGUUUUGUAGAUUGUGGGAUAUGACAUUGGAAAGUUUUAAAAAUUGGACUAAAUGGCCAACACAAUUCGAUACCAAUGAUAUAAUUGUUGUGGAAAUUAAUAGAAUUACUCGUUUUACAACAAAACCAACUAUAUUUACAAAGAGUGGCAAGGAGAUGAUUAAAGAGCACUCGUAUCAAUUUAUGAAGGAAUUUUGUUUGUUAAAACAUGCAAGUUUUGACAAACAUUCAAGAAUUGGACCUGUGAGAACUUUCUUUUUAACUACCCAUCAGGAUUGUAGUUAUGCUGAUACUACUCUUAUUGCACCAUCCCUUUAUUCAAGAUUUCACAUUACAUCUGUAGAUCACAAGUUGACCUAUAUUAGUGUAACUGAUGAUGGAGAUACUAACAAUACAAUAUCAACUAUUCACUUUACAUUGGAUUAUUACACUGCACUCAUUCCUUUUUCUAUGAGGAUUGAUAUUGACUAUAGUGUUUCCUAUGGUGGUGAAACUCAUGAAAAAGGUAUUUCUAUUUCUGUAUCUAGAUUACACAGUGAUCAAGCUAGUGACUUGGAAGAUCCAAAAAGCCAAACAAAACUCAUCUUAAUGAAACAAGGUGAUGGGAAUGAAGGUGAUGAGGAAGAGGAGAAUGAUGAAGAAUCUGAACAAGACGAAACUGAUGGGAAUGAACAAAAAGGGUCAUCAAAUAGAGAACAAGCUAUUUCAACAUUUAAGAAAGAAUGGAUUGGACAAGAUUUUGUAAAUAUUGAUGAUGACGGUCAAAGUUGGUUGUUCAAAUUUAUUUCAACAUUGGGCAUUGAUUUGUUGGAUGAAGCAUUGUACAGAAUGACUGAUGAAUAA